AUGGGGUUCGAGAUGUCGUUCCAGACAAAAGAUAAAAUAUGUUUUGCAAUGGACCUGAUGGCGAACGACCUGUGUAUUUAUCUGAAACGUCGUCCUUCGUACUGCUCCCGCAAUGCUCUCAGGUGGGCUGUGCAAAUGACUCUCGGGAUCAACGCUCUGCAUGAGAUAGGGAUCAUCCACAGAGACAUCAAAGCUGGAAACAUCCUGAUCGACGUUCGAGAGAACGUGCGCAUCACCGACUUUGGCUUAAGUUAUGUGAACAAAGAUGAAGGACCCUUGGACCGACAGCGAAAUUAUUCUGCUGAUGCGAUGGGAACGACGCACACCAUAGCACCGGAGGUUUUGCGCAACUUAACCGACCCCCGUCCUUCGGAGUACGGAGCACCCGUAGACUGGUGGUCGUUAGGCUGCGUCAUCUAUGAGCUCGUUUCGAAGAAGCACAAGGCACGUUCGAAGGACGACAUAUUUUCCUAUGUUUCUUGGUGCUCCAGCCGCGACGAACCAUCCAAGCAAUUCCCUGCCUUCGAAGAUUUGGGUCCAAACACUACGGAUUUGAUCUCUGGGCUGCUGCAACCCAUCCCGUCAUCGCGGUUUGGAUUUGCUGAGGUUGUGAAUCAUAGAUCGUUUUUGUCCAAAGACGGCACGUCAGAAUUCUUAGACGCAUACUCUCGCGGUGAGUUAAACCUGAUUCGUUUGCGAACAUCAUGCUAA
This is a messenger RNA of Suillus fuscotomentosus, 711 nucleotides long. RefSeq names its product kinase-like domain-containing protein. Gene Ontology annotation, biological process: peptidyl-serine phosphorylation; intracellular signal transduction. NCBI's taxonomy places the organism in Eukaryota, Fungi, Basidiomycota, Agaricomycetes, Boletales, Suillaceae. Bases 1 to 711 code for a protein of 236 amino acids. The record is from RefSeq and is a predicted model, not a curated record. Gene Ontology annotation, molecular function: ATP binding; protein serine/threonine kinase activity. The transcript is spliced from 5 exons.